AAAAGAAAAAACAAACUGCAUCUGGAAAAUAUUCAAGCUGACCCAAAUAUAAUAAAAUAGCAAUUAAAAUAUAUUCAUAACCCUUUGUGACAUGUUCUGCUGCCUGCGCACAUGCCUCAAUGGGGGGCAGCUGCGAAAACCAACGUCAGCUGCGCAUCGUCUCAGGGAGCCCGAAGUGCACCUGGAUGCGGCACAUAUGGGCCCCGAUGUCAUAUUGCUAUCGCAUCAGCUGCGUGUAACGGGCACAGGCGGUGUACUGGCCACAGCGCCCCUGGUGCAGUCCAAAUCCUACUUCGAGGUGAAGAUCCAACAGAGCGGCAGCUGGUCAAUUGGCUUGGCCACGCGUCAGGCGGAUCUGACACGCAAGUGGGGCGGCGGGGAUCGUGAAUCCUGGUGCCUGUGCUCCGACAAUGCGACACGCCACAACGACGAAGAGUUCCGACCCGUUGUGGCCAACUGCAAACAGCCAACGGCGGCCGCCAAGACACCCGCCGCCGCGGUCACAUCCACUGCCAAUGGUAUAUUGAACAAUAGCGCUGCCGCCGCAGCGGGCCUGAUCGCCAUUGAGGAUCUGCAGGAGGAUCUGCUGAUGACCACUGGCGUAGAGACGGCACCCGAGCUGAGCCCGGUGGAUGCUUUGAUCAGUGCACCGCAGCGUGACUAUCCCGACGAGGGCGACAUACUGGGCGUGGCCUUCGAUCAUGUCGAAUUGAAUUUCUAUUUCAAUGGCAAAAAUCUGGAAGUGCCUUUUCGCAAUGUACGCGGCUCGGCACUGUUUCCGGUCAUCUACGUGGGCAAUGGCGCCAUACUGGACAUUAUUCUGGAUAAUUUUACGCACGGUCCACCCUCGGGAUUUGAGCGCAUUUUACUGGAGCAGUCACUACUUUAGAGCAUCGGCUUAAAGUCACAUGCCAUGAACAAAAUAGCAGGCUAAGGGUUUUCUACUGCCAGCUCCUGCUUCAAACGUAUUGAAAAUUAUUUCUAGUCUCGCAGCUGCAAAUGUUGACGCCAUGAAUCGAUUCUCAAAUCAAAUCAAAAAUCAAAGGCUCGUUUUAUCCAAGUCCUUUAAACUUUAAAUUCUUAUCUGAUUGUUCCCACUGUUAACCAGCACCCAACUUGCGGUUAAAUAUCUGUCGAACCAACUGCUAAUUCAGUCCUUUUCUACUAUGUAUUUUGUUCUCUGGCAAUUCGGUUAUUUCCCUAAUUAAUCGGAAAAUACAGCAAACCUACAGCUAUACUCUCUUAACAACACAACUUCCCUCAAGGUAAAAUAUGCAUAUGUAAAAGUCAUGUUGUUUGACCCCUUUAAAGCAAGAUAUUUGGUAGUAUCUUAUAAAUACCCACGUCAGCUAGUAUUAAGUCUCCGUUAAGAUGAUUUCAUUUAUCGAGCAUUAAAACAAAUUCAUAGGAGUACAUUUAUAUGGGUCAGCAUUGAUAAGCACGUGCUUGAUCUGACUGUUUGAACUUUUCGCAACACAAAUCUUGAGAAAACGAGCCUAGAAAUUAGAAUGUCCAAUCAAUCAACAAUUUCAAAGCAAUUCCGACACAUUUCUUAUUAAUUAAGGCGAAAAUACUUUAACUAUAGCAUAUGCAAAAUUUAUUUCAUGUCACAUUUGUGGUUGACACAAUGUUGCGUAUUAUUUCAAUUUUUUAAUGUAUGUUUUGUAAAUUAUUAAAACGUAGCUAGAACUUGCGACUGCUUUGUAUAAUACACCACUCUAUAGACCAUAUAUUAAUAAAUAUUAUAUUUCUUUCGUACAUUCCCAUUAUACAAAAAAAAAUCUAUUAAAGUUAUUGCACUAUAGCCUAACUUUAUGCACUCGAGCACGGAAAUUAUCUAACUAUAUAUGUACACUACAUUUAAGGAUCUGUACUUAACGCUUUGAAAACUGACUAAUCCGCGCGCGGACAAUAAUGAAUGUUAUGUAUACUUGUAUUGUGCGUAUUUACCUUAUAUAUGCGUAUAUAU
Molecule: messenger RNA, 1969 nt
Organism: Drosophila novamexicana
Lineage: Eukaryota; Metazoa; Arthropoda; Insecta; Diptera; Drosophilidae
Product: SPRY domain-containing protein 7
Exons: 3
Coding region: 92-889 (265 amino acids)
Molecular function (GO): protein binding
Source: RefSeq, a predicted model, not a curated record